GAGGAAAACGGAUUUGCAAAUGGAGGCGAUAGAAGUGGUCUCUUUUUGAACAACCAAAAGAUACAGAUUUACCAUGUCUGAAUCUUUGUAUGAGAAGUUUUUGGCCCCGGAGGAGCCUUUCCCUCUCCUCUCCCAAAGGGCCAACCUGAGUGAUGUGGGAACUCUGGAUGUCAGCGAUUUUGGCUGUCAGCUAUCAUCGUGUCAUCGAACGGAUCCUCUGCAUCGCUUUCACAGUAACAGGUGGAACCUUACUUCCUGUGGUACCAGUGUUGCCAGCUCUGAGUGUAGCGAGGAGCUCUUCUCCUCCGUCUCUGUGGGGGAUCAAGACGACUGCUACUCCCUUCUGGACGACCAAGAACUCACAUCGCUGGAUUUGUUUCCUGAAGGCAGUGUUUGCAGUGACGUCUCCUCCUCUAUCAGCACAUACUGGGACUGGUCUGACAGUGAAUUUGAGUGGCAGUUACCAGGAAGUGACAUUGCAAGUGGCAGUGAUGUCCUCUCUGACAUAAUUCCAAGUGUGCCAAGUUCACCAUGUUUGUUUUCCAAGAGGAAGCCGAAGCCCCACCCUCAUCGCAACCUGGAUGAGCUGCCUUGGAGUGCCAUGACCAACGAUGAACAAGUGGAGUACAUUGAGUAUCUGAGCCGGAAGGUCAGCACAGAGAUGGGCCUGAGAGAGCAGCUCGACAUCAUCAAGAUCAUUGACCCCUGUGCUCAGAUCUCUCCCACUGACAGCGAGUUCAUCAUCGAGCUCAACUGUCUCACCGAUGAGAAGCUCAAACAGGUGCGUAACUACAUCAGGGAGCACAGCCCCAGGCAGCGAGCCAGCAGCACCAGGGAGGGCUGGAAGAGGAGCAGCCACAGCAGUGCCAGUACAGGCGGCGUCAGCGGAGCCAGCAGCAGUAACGCCAGCAUGGUCAGCUCUGCCAGCUCCUCCACUGGAUCUACUGCCUCCAACUCUGUAGCAGGGGGUACAGCCUCUGCCUGUAGUGGGAGCAGUGUUGCUAAUAUUAGCAGAGCUCACAGUGAUGGAAAUCUUUCCAGUGCUGCAGAACGCAUACGAGACUCUAAAAAACGUUCAAAGCAGCGAAAGCUUCAGCAGAAAGCCCUCCGCAAGCGACAGCUCAAAGAGCAGCGGCAGGCCCGAAAGGAGCGACUGAGCGGGCUGUUUCUGAACGAGGAGGUGCUGUCGCUACGGGUGACAGAGGAGGACGAUCACGGAGACGACCUGGACAUACUGAUGUGACACCAGUGAAUCAAUCAGUGCUCCCUCUACGCCUGCUUUCACUCCACCUAGUCACUAGCAUAGAGCUUAUAGAACGUGCUAAUCCACAUCGCUGCAUGCGUUAGCUCCGCAUAUGCUAACAUGCUUAGAAUGCUUUUUGUAAGAACAAUGUGAUGGCCAGUAAUAGCUUCUUGCAGCAUAUAACUUAGCUCGACAUAUUGUUUGCUAAUACUAGUGUUACCUGCUGGUGUGUAAAUUGCUAAGUGCUGCAGUCACUACUGCUCUAGUUAAUGUAGCAGUGAUAAAGCACUGCUAAUGCUUUAAUAGCCACAGUCUCUCCUGCUUACAGCCAGAGGUUAGCGCUGCAGCUCCUUAGAAGAUUGCAAUUGAAUUCACACUACUAAUGAUGAUUAUGGCAUCUUAAUGCAGGUAAUAAGAGGUUUGCUUAUAGAUGCUGUAAGAGGAUAUAUUCACUACUACCUGGCAGAAGGACAGAUCAGACGAGAGAGGUGGACUUUGGCUACAUUUGCUUCAGUGGGAGCGAUGGCAAAGGCUUUAUUCCCCACAGGGAGCUGGAUCCAAGCUUUGGAGGAUGAUGUAAUUUGAUCUGCAUACAAAUAUGUUCAUAAUCAGCAGGAUGAAUUGGUCUCGUCAGAUUUAAAGUGCUCAUACUUUUCUCCUUAACAGCCUCCUUUGAAGCUAAUGUUAAAGUUAGCCAUGUAUGCGACACAUUCUUUCACUUUUAAGUUCCUCUUAAAUAGAAAUAUGGCCCAAAUCCUGGAACAGCUGCAGUCUUGUGUGAAAUAAGUCAGAUAUGUUUGCUACUGGAACAUCAGGAUUUUCAGCAGUGCUCAGCUGAACGAUUCGGCUGGUUCACAUUAGACUUGAAUGUGCUCGAUGGAUUUUUUUUUGGUUGUAUUUAAUGCUGCUUGGUGGAGCAUUAUAUCGUUGUGUAACUGGAGUGAAGAUUGGACUAUAAACUAAUCCUUUAAGGCAGCUGAGCAGCAUUUUUCCUGGACUUUGAUCUUUUAUAGGUUUGAAUAAAAGAAGGCAGAUAACAGGCUAAAAGACGCAGAGAUCCUUUAAGCAUAUUAUGGGCAGUUUAACAUGUCUGUAAACUUACUGUAAAUAUAAUCCCUCUCACACUGUGUCGACACAUUCUUGAUGCUGAAUGAACUGCACAUCGAUGCACCCAUUGUUGCCUUUAGGGGAAAACAUGAAUCCAAACUACGAUGGUUUAGGUGUGGAAAAUGCAGCGAGCUGGUCUGUCUUUCUCUCUGCUGAGCUUUGUGGUCCCAUUUCACUUUUAAGGCUUAGAGGGAGCACUGAAACACUGCAUGUUUCAAUCGUUACCCACAGCGAAUCCCCGUGUGGACCAGAAACUAACAACUUGCAUCAUCGUUCGCAAACACCUGUUGAAAUAGCUUACCUGUGUUGUAAAUAAGCGAUCGGUACCAUCAUAUUUACUGCUUGUUUUCAAGGUUUCCUCUGUGAUAACGUUUCUUUCCUUUUGGGAGUGUAUGUAAAUGAUGGACAUGGCAAACUAACUGGUCAUUGGGGCUUGAAUGCGUUGCUAGGUUGCUGCCGAUCCCUUCAGAUAUUUUCAGUCAUAUUUUGAUGUGUUUUGUUGUUUUCAUCACUUUUAUUUGGUCUGUUUUUUUGUUUUCUUGAACUCCUACUUGAAUGUUUGACCCUCAUUGUUUGUUUGAGUGAUUUUGGGAAUUGUGGACGUUUUAUAGGGUUUUAAAGACCACACUUUGCUCAGUGGCUGGUAUGGUUUUGGAGCUAUUCUUCAGCUUCUUAUUUGAGCCGUCAACGUCGUUUCCAGAGAUGUGCUCACUUUGCUCUGAAGAUUCAAAUCCCAGACAAAGUGCUGAUGAAGCAGGACAGCGUUCUGUGGAACUACCGGGAUGUUUUCGUUUUGCUCAGUUUUUUCUUGUUAACUUGUAGAAAAGAUUUUUUUUUCCACAGCUUCUCUGCUGUAACCUGAUGAACCACUACAACUGUCGGCCUAAAAGCUGCUGUUUCUGAUACUUGAUGUGGACUGAGCCGUGGCUCUUGUUUCUGUCUUGUGUAUAAAAUAAUUACAGCAGUCGGAGGAAAAACAGCUUUGUGUAUUCUGUAGCAAUGAAUUAGUAAAACUCUAUUUUGAAAAAUGACAUAAUUUUGAAAUAAAAAUAAAAUAAGUGAUGCAACAGAGUAACUUCAGCAGAUAAAAUGCCAUUAACUGCUGAAAAUGAAUGAUAUUAAACUUACAAACCUACACAGGAUGUUUUGAAAGGGAAGCCCACUGUGGAGGUGUUAUAUUAUAUUACGCAAGUGAAAAUGUUUUCAUUGGCUACUAAAGCAAAGAGUGGAUUUACAUGCGUUAACUCCUGAUUAACAAAUGAUUCUGGAACAGUGUUGUGUUUGAAUAACAGGGUUGAAGGGAGACUGAGCAGUUCACUCGACGCUUCCUGUUUAUUGUGAACUCGACAAAUAAACAUUCAGUGUUGCA
Messenger RNA from Pundamilia nyererei, 3719 nucleotides. It is a transcript of the gene fam199x, whose product is annotated as family with sequence similarity 199, X-linked. The record is from RefSeq and is a predicted model, not a curated record. The transcript is spliced from 8 exons. The coding region runs from base 74 to 1243 and encodes 389 amino acids. Lineage: Eukaryota; Metazoa; Chordata; Actinopteri; Cichliformes; Cichlidae.